Messenger RNA from Temnothorax curvispinosus, 1686 nucleotides. RefSeq names its product progestin and adipoQ receptor family member 3. Gene Ontology annotation, cellular component: membrane. Bases 264 to 1301 code for a protein of 345 amino acids. Gene Ontology annotation, molecular function: signaling receptor activity. The record is from RefSeq and is a predicted model, not a curated record. The transcript has 8 exons. NCBI's taxonomy places the organism in Eukaryota, Metazoa, Arthropoda, Insecta, Hymenoptera, Formicidae.
CGCCGCCGUCACUUCGCAAUCUGACGCUCACUGCCAGUGUUCUGCUCGGCGCGCUCGGUGCGGUCGAUGAAAUCGCGUUGCGGUCCGAUACGCCGCGGUGAGAUUCGCACACGUGAAGAGUGCGCCAAUGCGUCGGUAAGCGCAAAGCCCGGACGCCCGACCAAGAGACGUCGAUGACUCUCCGUUUCCUCGACCGUCCGCAGAACCGUCGAUCGCCGCUCCACGAGGAAGCAGGUGCUGCACAAAAGGUCUACGCCGUUUGAAUGAUGAAACUACUUGCAGGCGUAGAGGAGGUUAGCGACCACUGUGAAAAAGAGACUAAUAAUGGCCAACUGCACAACAAUAAUAGUCAUGAAAAGCAAUCUGCGGCAGAAUUGGCGCAAGAAGCGAACAAGCCGCUCGUCAACAAGAUAUGCGGCGAUUCGACAGCCAAGAAGGAAAUUACACCAGAGGAAGAAGAAAAGCUGAGACGUUUGCUACGGUUCGAGGAGGCACCUGAAUUCCUUCAGCACAAUCCCUACAUACGGCGUGGCUAUCGAGGCUCCCUGACCACCAAACUAUGUCUCGAGAGCAUAUUUUGGUGGACGAACGAGACCGUGAACAUAUGGAGUCACAUCUUUGGCUGGAUGCUCUUCUUUGGUCUGACCUUAUAUGAUCUCUGUCUACUGAACAUUCACGCGCCGUUUGGCGACAAACUGAUUGUGUCCUUGCUGCUUCUCUGUUUUCAGAUAUGCAUGAUCCUGUCGUCCGUGUAUCACACCUUCUCGUGCCGAAGCGAGAGAGAUUACUGGUGCUUCCUAUCCUUCGACUUAUUCGGUAUUGCCCUGAGCAUGCUGUCGAUAUAUAUGUCGGGGGUUUACUAUGCCUUUUGGUGUCACAAGGAGCUGCAGCGAUUUUACCUCAUAACCGUGCUCGCGAUCUUCAUUUUCGCGAUGAUACUGCAAAUACCGAGACUGAACAUCAAUAGCAACGUUAAGCUGGCCGUAUUCGUGAGCUGGGCGAUAUAUGGCGUGCUGCCAACGCUGCAUUGGACCUUUGCGAUGGGUGGCUUUGAUAACCCGAUCGUUAAAAUGCUCAUUCCGAGGGUGAUAGGAAUGUACAUUAUUAACGCGAUAGCAUUCGCGUUCUAUAUGCUCAAGAUACCCGAACGUUUUUAUCCAGGCUGGGUGGACUACGUCGGCUCGUCACAUCAAUGGUGGCACGCGUUGGUCGUGCUAGCCCUCUAUUAUUGGCACAACACUGGAAUGCUUUACGUGGAAUACAGAAUGAAUCACGGAUGUCCGAGCAGUGCGGCAUUAUGACAUACGGAUUCCGGCGACCAGCCAGAAUCCGUUCUCGCCAUGGAUUGCUCUUGCAUGAUGAAGACGGGUGCUUGGUCGUCGUGGACCGCGGAACCGCCGUUUUAUAGUGUUUUGAAGAAUACGUCUUGCGAGAUACAAAAUCCACUGCGUGUUUACGCGCAUCGAUAGUCGCGACACGUACACCUUUAGGAAAUACAUGCGACGUUCUGGAUGGAAAGAGACUCGCCGUGGAUGUAUAUAAGCCACGACAUUCCGCAGCUCUAUUUAUAUUUAUUUGAUAUCACUAUUUAUAUCUGUUUCGUGACAGCUAGUUUUAUCCUAAAUGUUUUUUAUUUUCUGAUCUUUAAUUCUAGCAGGACUAAAUACAAAACUAAUUAAUAUUAAA